AUGCGUGCUCGCUUGCACAGAAAUGCUACGAUCGGCGUGCAGCUGAUCAGGCCUGCCCGCUUAUGUCUCCUGGUGCGGAAGAUGCUUGAGCUCUGCGUCUCGUGUUGCCCGUGUGGCGUGGGUCAGCAAUUCUCGGGAUUGCUUGCGCUUCGCUCACCAGCGCGUGCAUCACUUCUGUAUGUGCUUAUUUGUGGUGGGCAGCCAACUCUGUGA
Molecule: messenger RNA, 213 nt
Organism: Gongylonema pulchrum
Lineage: Eukaryota; Metazoa; Nematoda; Chromadorea; Rhabditida; Gongylonematidae
Source: the annotation of a GenBank genome assembly